This is a messenger RNA of Pimephales promelas (fathead minnow), 4422 nucleotides long. The record is from RefSeq and is a predicted model, not a curated record. NCBI's taxonomy places the organism in Eukaryota, Metazoa, Chordata, Actinopteri, Cypriniformes, Leuciscidae.
UAUACCAGCAGUGUCUCUCUGAGUGAUCGGAACAACAAACCGAACGGAGCAAGCGGGGUAAGAGCGUGUCCAAAACCGCCUCUGACCGCCACUUUCAAACUACAUCCAUGAAAUAGCCGCGAACACGCACUUUAAAGACACUGGAGUCCAUCUAGCUCUUCAAGAAGUCCUUAUAAACAACCCGGAAUCGACCCUGAGGAUCGGGUUUAUGAGACAAGAGUACCCACUGUUGCCCUGUGUGUAUAAAGACAAAGCCCUUGACAAGUUGAAGUGGACCAGAAGAUGUUAAAGAAAUGAUAGCCGCACCGGAAUUACACACCGAGUUUCAUUUCGCUCAGGACACUGACACCCGAUUCUCAUCAGACACUGAUUUCGAUGAUCCUGAUGGAAGGAAUAUCAUCAUCGGGAAAGGCAAGGCGAAAAAAGGAAAGAAGGGCCCUGGAGAGAAGGGGAAAGGAGCGGGGAAAGGAGCUGGACGCAUGAACGGUCACCACCAGGAAAACGGCAUGGAAAAUGUCAUGCUUUUUGAAGUGGUCAGGCAGGGGAAGAGUGCCAUGCAGUCGGUCGUUGAUGACUGGAUUGAGUCCUAUAAGCAUGACAGAGACGUUGCACUUUUGGACUUGAUCAAUUUCUUCAUCCAGUGCUCUGGCUGCAAAGGCGUUGUCACUGGUGAGAUGUUCCGCAACAUGCAAAACUCUGAGAUCAUUAGAAAGAUGACAGAAGAGUUCGAUGAGGACAGCGGCGAUUACCCGCUCACAAUGGCUGGGCCACAGUGGAAGAAGUUCAAAUCUAGUUUCUGCGAGUUUAUCGGUGUAUUGGUUCGGCAGUGUCAGUACAGCAUUAUCUAUGAUGAAUACAUGAUGGACACGGUCAUCUCGCUGCUUACUGGCCUCUCAGACUCUCAAGUCCGCGCUUUCAGACACACCAGCACACUGGCAGCUAUGAAGCUGAUGACGGCCCUUGUGAAUGUAGCACUGAACCUCAGCAUUAACAUGGACAACACUCAGCGUCAAUACGAAGCAGAGAGGAACAAGAUGAUUGGCAAGAGGGCCAAUGACAGGCUAGAACUUCUGCUUCAGAAACGCAAGGAGUUACAAGAAAAUCAAGAUGAAAUUGAAAACAUGAUGAAUGCCAUUUUCAAGGGAGUCUUUGUUCACCGAUAUCGUGAUGCAAUAGCUGAGAUCCGGGCAAUCUGCAUCGAGGAGAUCGGCGUGUGGAUGAAAAUGUACAGUGAUGCAUUUCUUAACGACAGCUAUCUUAAGUAUGUGGGCUGGACCAUGCACGACAAGCAAGGUGAGGUGCGUCUGAAGUGUCUCACAGCUCUGCAGGGGCUGUACUAUAACCGCGAGCUCAACGCCAAACUGGAGCUCUUCACCAGCCGCUUCAAGGACCGCAUCGUAUCUAUGACACUGGACAAGGAGUAUGAUGUGGCAGUGCAAGCUAUAAAACUGCUCACGCUGGUGUUACAUAGCAGCGAUGAGGUUCUGACUGCAGAAGACUGUGAGAGUGUGUACCACCUUGUGUAUUCAGCCCACCGCCCCGUUGCCGUGGCAGCAGGAGAGUUCCUCUUUAAAAAACUGUUCAGUCAUCGAGACCCUGAAGAUGACAGCAUGCCCAAGAGACGAGGCAGACAGAGCAUAAAUGCCAACCUCAUCAAAACCGCUGUCUUUUUCUUCCUGGAGAGUGAGCUUCACGAGCAUGCAGCCUACCUAGUGGACAGUAUGUGGGACUGUUCAGCAGAGAUCCUGAAGGACUGGGAAUGCAUGAUCAGUCUGCUGCUGGAUGAGCCACUGCCUGGAGAGGAAGCUCUGUCGGACAGACAGGAGACAGCUCUGAUAGAGAUCAUGCUGUGCACCAUCCGUCAGGCUUCAGAGUGCCAUCCGCCUGUGGGCAGAGGCACAGGCAAGAGGGUUCUGACUGCGAAGGAGAAGAAGACUCAGCUUGAUGACCGGACGAGAAUGACGGAGCUCUUCGCUAUAGCACUGCCAGCAUUACUUGCAAAGUACUCCGUAGAUGCAGAGAAAGUGACAAAUCUGCUGCAGCUGGCCCAGUUUUUUGAUCUGGAAAUCUAUACCACAGGGCGUUUGGAAAAGCAUUUGGAUUCAUUGUUAAGACAAAUCAGAGAGAUUGUAGAGAAGCACACGGACACAGAUGUGCUUGAGGCUUGCUCCAAAACCUACCACUCCCUGUGCAAUGAGGAGUUCACCAUCUUUAACCGGGUGGAUAUCGCCCGUAGUCAGCUAUUGGAUGAGCAAGUGGACAAGUUUAACAAGCUUCUGGAGGACUUCCUGCAGGAGGGUGAAGACCCAGAUGAAGAUGAUGCCUACCAAGUUCUGUCCACACUGAAGAGGAUCACAGCUUUCCAUAAUGCUCAUGAUCUCUCAAAAUGGGACCUCUUCACCAGCAACUACAAGUUACUGAACACUGGUAUUGAAAAUGGAGACAUGCCUGAGCAGAUUGUCAUUCACGCACUGCAGUGCACACAUUACGUCAUUCUUUGGAGCUUAGCCAAGGUCUCUGAGGGCACUUCCAAAAAGGAGGACAUGUUGACUCUGAGGAAGCAGAUGAGGGCAUUUUGUCUAAUGUGCCAGCGUUACCUAACCAGCGUCAACACUGCCGUCAAAGAGCAGACCUUCACCAUCCUCUGUGACCUGCUGCUGAUCUUCAGCCAUCAGAUCAUCUCUGGGGGGAGAGAAGCUCUAGAGCCCCUAGUAUACACGUCUGAGAUGUCCCUGCAGUCAGAUCUUCUCAAUUUCAUCCUGGACCAUGUCUUCAUAGACCAGGAUGAUGACAGCAACAGCACAGAUGGGCAGCAGGAUGAUGAAGCUGGAAAAAUCGAAGCUUUGCACAAGAGGCGGAACCUGCUGGCCGCAUACUGCAAACUCAUUAUCUACAAUGUAGUUGAGAUAAACACGGGUGCGGAUAUUUUUAAGCAAUACAUGAGGUAUUAUAAUGACUAUGGUGACAUCAUCAAGGAAACCAUGAGCAAGACGAGACAGAUUGACAAAAUCCAAUGUGCAAAGACGCUCAUUCUGAGCUUACAGCAGCUCUUCAAUGAGAUGCUGUCAGAACUGGGACCCAGCUUCGACCGUUCAUCCUCAUCUUUCUGUGGCAUUAAAGAGCUUGCUAGGCGCUUCUCUCUGACUUUUGGUCUAGAUCAGGUCAAGACUAGAGAGGCUAUCGCCAUGUUACACAAGGACGGUAUUGAGUUUGCCUUCAAAGAGUCCAAUCCUCAGGGUGAGGGACAUCCUCCCCUCAACCUGGCUUUUCUGGACAUUCUCAGCGAGUUCUCAUCCAAACUCAUGCGUCAGGACAAGCGGACUGUGCACAUGUAUUUGGAGCGCUUCAUGACAUUUCAGAUGGCCCUGCAGAGAGAAGACUGCUGGCUGCCCCUCAUCUCUUACAGAAACUCACUGCAGGCAGGGGGUGACGAUGACACUAUGUCUGUGGUCAGUGGCAUCAGUAGCCGAGGCUCCUCCGUCAGGAGUAAAAAAGCUAAGCCUGCCACCGGCAAGAGGAAAUUACCGGAAGAGGAAAGCAGCAGCAGCAGCAGCAGUGAGGUGUGGAUGAACCGUGAGCAGAGCAUGCAGAUGCCCGUCAUGAUGCCGUCACCCCACCUCACCUCCACCGUCAUGAGAGAACCCAAACGCUUGCGUCCUGAGGAGAGCUACAUGGGGGUGUACUCCAUGACCCCCGAUCAGCAACAGCAGCACACACACCCUCAGACCCCUCAGCCACAACACCACCAAUCACCCAUGGACUACAACACACAAGUCACCUGGAUGCUAGCACAGAGACAGCAGCAAGAGGAGGUGGCCAGACAGCAGCAGGAGAGAGCUAUGAACUACGCCAAAUUAAGGAGCAACCUUCAGCACGCCAUUCGUCGAGGAACUGGCCUGAUGGAGGAUGAUGAGGAACCCAUUGUGGAAGAUGUGAUGAUGUCAUCAGAAGGCCGGAUUGAGGAUCUCAAUGAAGGCAUGGACUUUGACACCAUGGACAUUGAUCUGCCCCCGUCGAAGAAUCGACGAGAGCGAUCGGAACUGAAGCCCGACUUUUUCGACCCCGCCUCCAUCAUGGAUGAGUCUGUCCUGGGAGUGCCCAUGUUUUAAGAUUAUAAUUGGAGGAGUGUGAAGAGAAGAGACAUUUUGUGUGAAUUCGCAUUGAUUCUCUAAAGAGAAUUAAAUUCAAUGGUGUGAUUGGCAUCCAAAUCAGCUUGUACCAUUGACACUUACUAAAACACAGAAAGGAUAAAGGAGCAAUUCAAAGUCUUUGCAAUCAUUGUGUGGGCUUUCCAUGAUCCUGCAAAACCGUGACCGUAGUAGAUAGAUACUGAACGGCAUGGAAUCUCGGACUGUCCUUAGCCAUACAUGAGUAUAUGAGAUAUAAAUAUAUAUAUAAAUAAAUAAAUAUAUAUAUAAAUAU